Messenger RNA from Meloidogyne enterolobii, 447 nucleotides. The record is from the annotation of a GenBank genome assembly. NCBI's taxonomy places the organism in Eukaryota, Metazoa, Nematoda, Chromadorea, Rhabditida, Meloidogynidae.
UUAAAGCCAUUUUUUCUUCUCCCACGCAUUAUUUUAACUUUUUUAAUUCCGUUAAUUGUUGUUUUGAGUUGUAAUUUUGCAAUUAUUAUGAAAAUGAGAAAAUUAAAUAUUUCUCGGGUUAAUGAAGCAAAACCCACCAAAAGAGAAAAUGGAAACAAAAUUUUAUUUAUUUUAAUUCCCUUCUUCUAUGUUCUACUAAAUUUACCUUAUAAUUUAAAUUUGGCCUUAAUUAAUUUUUGGAAUGAAAAUUUUGGUUCUUUAACUAUUAAUUUAAUUGUUUUGUGGAUAUUUUUCUUAAAUUAUGCUAUUGACUUUGUUAUUUAUCCGUUGGCUAGUUUACAUUUCCGCAAUUCUUUCUAUCGAAUUUGGAUUCAGCCGAUAUUAUCUAAAAAACCUUCAAGAAUUGUCUCGGCCAUUUCUGAGGAAUCUGUGAAUACAAAAAUAUGA